GGGCGCCGAACGAGAGCGCUGUGGGAGGCGGCCUGCGCGGCGCCGCCCGCCAUGGCAGCGGCGGGCUGAGCUCUGCCCUGGGCCGCAGUCGCGGACUCAGGCUUCUCCGCCGCGAACCAGGGGCUGAGGCCGUAGCAGCGGUAGCCGCCCGCUUGUCGUCGCCGCCCAUGGCGAGGCCCCGCCGCCGCCGUCGCUGCUGACCCGGGGCCGGCGCGGCUUCCGUCCUCCGCGGGGCGCGGGCGGCCUGCCUUUGCGCCCGCGACCGCGACCGCGCCCGCGCCCCGGGGCUACCUGCCGGGCGCUCGACGAUGGGGAACACAACCUCGUGCUGCGUGUCGUCCAGCCCCAAGCUCAGGAGGAAUGCGCACUCGCGGCUGGAGUCCUACCGGCCCGACACGGACCUCAGCCGUGAAGACACGGGCUGCAACCUGCAGCACAUCAGCGACAGGGAAAACAUCGACGAUUUGAAUAUGGAAUUCAAUCCUUCAGACCAUCCUCGGGCCAGCACAAUAUUCCUCAGCAAAUCUCAGACAGAUGUGAGAGAAAAACGCAAGAGUCUCUUCAUUAACCAUCAUCCUCCAGGCCAGACAUCAAGGAAGUACAGCUCCUGUUCCACCAUCUUCCUAGAUGACAGCACAGUCAGUCAGCCAAACCUCAAGUACACCAUCAAAUGUGUAGCUCUUGCAAUAUAUUACCACAUCAAAAACAGGGACCCAGAUGGAAGGAUGCUCUUAGAUAUUUUUGAUGAAAACCUCCACCCUCUUUCGAAAUCCGAAGUGCCACCAGAUUAUGACAAACACAACCCAGAGCAGAAGCAGAUUUACCGGUUCGUUCGGACACUGUUCAGUGCUGCUCAGCUGACAGCUGAAUGUGCCAUUGUCACCCUGGUAUACCUUGAAAGGCUCUUGACGUAUGCGGAGAUCGACAUCUGUCCAGCCAACUGGAAGCGCAUUGUUCUAGGGGCAAUCCUGCUGGCCUCUAAGGUGUGGGAUGACCAGGCUGUGUGGAAUGUAGAUUACUGCCAGAUCCUGAAAGACAUCACAGUGGAGGACAUGAAUGAGCUGGAGCGACAGUUCCUAGAGCUCCUACAGUUCAACAUCAAUGUUCCCUCCAGCGUGUAUGCCAAGUAUUAUUUUGAUCUUCGUUCUCUGGCAGAAGCAAACAACCUGAGCUUUCCCCUGGAGCCCCUAAGCAGGGAGCGUGCCCACAAGCUUGAGGCCAUCUCUCGUCUCUGUGAGGACAAGUACAAGGACCUGAGAAAACCCACCAGGAAGCGGUCAGCAAGUGCUGACAACCUGAUUCUGCCACGGUGGUCCCCCGCCAUCAUCUCCUAACUGGGACACCCUUCUGAGGUUAUGCCAUCCCUCGGUUUCUCCUCUUGUUUGAGUAAAGAUGAACUUGGGGUGGUUUGUUCUGUUCUUUUUUCCCCCUUCUGUUUGAACACAGCCCCGUCAAGGCUGCCUUCACGCCUGCCUCCACACUGCAUUCUGCACACUAAGAGGCUUUAGGGGAUGUGAAAUUCUGGCACCCGGUAUCGAGCUUUCCCGGCCGUCAUGAACAGCACUUCUUUCAUGGAGGAAAAAGACUCUAAUCCUGGAGAGGAAAUGAAGGAAAGGGAAGUUGUAUUGAGGCAGAGAGUACUUGGUAGCUUGACUGUUUCUGGGUCCCUGUCUGGUCAUAAAUACCAGAUGGAGCCAGAGGUAGGUAGCAGAGUUGAGUGCACAUCCGAGUCAGGAGUGCCAUACUGUGCCCUUGGAAUCGGUAUGCUCUGUAAGACUCCCUGCACUCCUUCUUGCUGCUUUCUUGGAAUUGGGGUGGGGAGUUGUUUGUUCAUUUUUAUUCUGGUUUGGUUUUGAUCCCACAGAGCAGAGAAUAUAGUUUGUACCCACCAUGGCACAGACAUCCAAAUAAAUAGUACUGAUUUGUUUAUCUCUGCA
Messenger RNA from Microtus oregoni (creeping vole), 1937 nucleotides. RefSeq names its product cyclin Y (gene Ccny). Gene Ontology annotation, molecular function: cyclin-dependent protein serine/threonine kinase activator activity; protein kinase binding. The transcript has 10 exons. Gene Ontology annotation, cellular component: cytoplasmic cyclin-dependent protein kinase holoenzyme complex; plasma membrane. The record is from RefSeq and is a predicted model, not a curated record. The coding region runs from base 309 to 1334 and encodes 341 amino acids. Gene Ontology annotation, biological process: regulation of cyclin-dependent protein serine/threonine kinase activity; regulation of canonical Wnt signaling pathway. NCBI's taxonomy places the organism in Eukaryota, Metazoa, Chordata, Mammalia, Rodentia, Cricetidae.